UACACCGACACUACCGCCUUCUACCUGCAGUCUUCCUCCAUGGUUACCCUAGCUCUCCACCCCUCCUUCCGGGGCGCUCGAGGGAUCAUGGCUGAUCCUCACGUGAGGCAGAUCAAGAUCAAAACCAGCGCGGUGAAGCGAUUGGUCAAAGAAAAAAUGAUGUAUGAGAAAGAAGCAAAACAACAAGAAGAUAAGAUCAAAAAAAUGAAAGCUGAAAAUGGUGAAAAUUAUGCCAUUAAAAAGCAGGCAGAGAUCCUGCAAGAGUCCCGGAUGAUGAUCCCAGAUUGCCAGCGCAGGUUGGAAGCAGCAUAUACCGAUCUUCUUCAGUUAUUAGAGAGUGAAAAAGACUUGGAAGAAACUGAGGAAUAUAAGGAAGCAUGUUUAGUAUUGGAUUCAGUGAAGUUAGAAGCCUGAAGUUUUUCUGUACAGGGUGUUUUUUGCAUUAAAUCUUGGGAUCCAUUCCACAAUUCAAUAUUUUUGACCACUGCUGUAUGUUCAAGUAGUAUGAGAAUGUGAUCCUUUUUAUGCAGUUGCAUAUAUUUUUCUUUGCCUCACUUAAUGUGUCAAAUAAAUGAGUUGGUCUUAAAAAAUAA
Molecule: messenger RNA, 593 nt
Organism: Zalophus californianus (California sea lion)
Lineage: Eukaryota; Metazoa; Chordata; Mammalia; Carnivora; Otariidae
Product: tubulin-specific chaperone A-like
Exons: 1
Coding region: 40-414 (124 amino acids)
Biological process (GO): post-chaperonin tubulin folding pathway; tubulin complex assembly
Cellular component (GO): microtubule cytoskeleton; cytosol
Molecular function (GO): beta-tubulin binding
Source: RefSeq, a predicted model, not a curated record